UCAUUUGAUGAGCGAAUAAAUGAGAGCGCGGAAAUUAUCUUUGAUCUUUUUUGAAUUUUAUUUAAAUGUAUAAAAGCAGUUGAACAUUGAAUAAUAUCUAUUGAUUGUCAUCCAGAAAACGUUCACGGAAAAUCACAAAAUAAUCAAAGCGCAUGCACUCUGAAUGGCGGCAAAGACAUCAAAACAUACUUCUGGGGGCGCUGGAUAUUGUGUAGUGUCGUCCUCAACGAAAACGCAGCUACAACGUGGAAGUGGUCUUCUUUGUUUCACCUGCAGUUUAUGCUUUAUUUUAAGUUUAAUCUGCACAUGUUUAACCACAUUGUUGGUUCUUUUCGAUCAAAAAGUUGAAGCCGCCAGCUAUCAAUAUUCACUCACAGCGAUGAAUAUAGGGAUGAUUCCCGAUUUAUCCUUCCGGUUACCAAAGGAAGUAAAACCCCUGCAUUAUGAUGUGUAUUUGCAUCCGGAUCUCGAUAAGGGAACGUUUCAAGGUAAAGUCACAAUCCUGAUCGAUGUGUUCGAUAGAAGAAGUUACAUAGCGCUUCAUCAAAAGGAUCUGAACAUUACGAGAACUACACUCAAGACUUAUGACCGCGAGGAAAACUUUGAAUUCGAAUUGUUAGAUAUUAUACAAAUACCAAAGCAUGAAAUGUUUGUAAUAUCAACAAAGAAUGAACUUCAUACAGGAUUAUACAAUUUAAGCUUCGAAUUCAAUGGCGCCUUACAACCGGAUAAAAUUGUUGGUUUUUAUUCCAGUAAAUAUAAAGAUGCGAAAAACAAAAUUAGAUAUAUUGCAACAUCGAAAUUUGAACCUACAUAUGCCCGAAGAGCAUUUCCUUGUUUCGAUGAGCCAGUUUUUAAAGCGGAAUUUACAGUAAGAUUGGUUCAUCCUUCUGGAGAUUAUUAUAGUGCCUUAUCCAAUAUGAAUGCUGAGUGUACACAAAUAAAUCAACCAUUGCCAGGAUUGACAACGGUAACAUUUGCAAAAAGCGUACCAAUGUCGACAUAUUUAUCUUGCUUCAUAGUUAGUGAUUUUGUUGCUCUUACCAAAAUGGCGAAAGGUCAAAAUGAUCGUCAGUUUCCGGUCAGUGUAUAUACCACAAAAGCCCAAGAAGAAAAAGGCGCAUUUGCUCUCGAUAUAGGCGUGAAAAUCAUCGAAUAUUAUAUUAAUUUAUUUAGAAUUGAUUAUCCCUUGCCAAAACUUGAUAUGGCUGCUAUUCCUGAUUUUGUAUCUGGUGCCAUGGAGAAUUGGGGAUUAGUUACAUAUAGAGAAGCGAGAUUAUUAUAUGAUAACGAAACAAAUUCUACUUUAAAAGCUUACGAUAUUGUCAAUGUAAUCAGUCAUGAAUUUGCACAUAUGUGGUUUGGAAAUUUAGUUACUAUGUCUUGGUGGAAUGAUUUGUGGCUAAAUGAAGGUUUUGCUUCUUUCAUGUCAUAUGUGAGCGCGGAUGCUAUUCUUCCUGAUUGGGGAAUGAUGGAUCUGUUUCUAAUCGAACAAAUGCAUUCUGUCUUUGUAACUGAUGAAAAAUUGAGUUCUCAUCCUAUUGUACAAACAGUAAAUAAUCCUGAUGAAAUUACUGCGAUAUUUGAUGAAAUAUCUUACAAAAAAGGAUCAUCAAUCAUUCGAAUGAUGGAAAAUUUCAUAAAAUCAGAAGUCUUUUAUGGUGCUAUUUCUACUUAUUUAAAUAAAUUUAUAUACGCUAAUGCAGAAACUGCAGAUCUUUUUAAGAUUUUAGAAGAAUCUUCAGCGGAUAACUUGAAUGUGACGGCUAUAAUGAAUACAUGGACCAGACAAAAAGGAUUUCCAGUAGUAAAUGUAAAAAAAUCUGACAAUACAUACAUAUUGACUCAAAAGCGAUUUUUGAUCGAUCCUGAUGCAAAGUUUGAUGCUUCAGAAUCUGAAUAUGGGUAUAAAUGGACUAUUCCAAUCACGUAUAUCACAGACAAAAUAUCUAAACCUAUUCUUAUCUGGUUUAAUAAAGAUUCCAAAGAUUUGGUAAUAAAAUUCGAAGAACCAAUCGACUGGAUUAAAUUUAAUGCUAAUGAAGUUGGAUACUAUCGUGUCAAUUAUGAAUUAAACGAGUGGAAUAUUCUUUGCAAUCUUCUUCGAUGCCAACAUGAAACAUUAUCAGUAUCUGAUAGAGUGCAUCUUUUAGAAGAUGCAUUUAGUCUAGCGAGUGCUGGAGAACUCGAUUAUGGAGUGACAAUGAAUAUGACUGAGUAUCUUCUUCGAGAAAAACAUGCUAUUCCAUGGAAUGUGGCUUCUUCAAAAUUAAGAGCUAUCGAUAUCUUGUUAUCAUCUACAAAUUCCUCAUUAAAAUUCAAGAAAUAUGUGAGAGAUUUAGUAGAUAGUAUUUAUCAUGAAGUAGGAUGGACCGUAAACAAUGCUGAUAGUCGUAUCUUUCAGAAACUUCGAACGAUAAUUUUACGAUUGGCUUGUUCUGUGGAACAUAACGAAUGCAUUAAAGAAGCGGGAAAAUUAUUUAAAAACUGGAUUUCAGAUCCCAAAGAUGUUCGGCCACAUCCUGAUAUUCGUGAUCUUAUCUAUUAUUAUGGAAUACAACAUGAUGGUAACAGAGAUAUAUGGGAUAUUAUGUUCCAAAGAUUUGUAACUGAAACUGAUUCAGCAGAGAAAUUGAAUUUAAUCCGUGGAUUAGCUGGAAUACAAUCUAGUUGGAUUUUGAAUGAAUUUAUUACAACAGCUACAGAUGAAAAUUAUGUCCGUGCUCAAGACUUCUUUAGUUGUUUAAUAGCUAUUUCAGAGAAUCCAAUUGGAACACCAUUAGUCUGGGAUUGGGUACGCUCCAAUUGGGAAUUCUUAGUGAAUAGAUAUACUCUAAACGAUCGUUAUCUUGGUUCACUCAUUCCAUCUAUUACAAAGACUUUUGCUACGGAGAUAAAAUUAAAUGAAAUGGAAAAUUUUUUUAUUAAGUAUCCCGAUGCUGGAGCUGGAGCUAUGAAUCGUGCUAAAGCAUUAGAAACAGUAUCAAAUAAUAUAAAAUGGUUAGCUAAGAAUAGUGGGAAAAUAGAAAGUUGGUUAAAUUCUCAUGUACAAAAUAACUGAAUAGAGUUGAUAAAGAUAUUAUUUAUUAUCGUUACAUUUGACAUAAAAAUCCUAUUUUUUAAAUUCUAAUCUCAAUAAUAGAAUUUACAGAAAAAAAAGAUGUUAUAAAAGAAUAUUAUGAAAGCAUAAAAGACAAUAAUAACGUGUAUUUUUUAUUUUCUAUUUUGAUUAAUAAAUAAAUGUAAUUAUACAAAGAAAA
Messenger RNA from Apis cerana (Asiatic honeybee), 3260 nucleotides. Its product is annotated as glutamyl aminopeptidase. Gene Ontology annotation, biological process: peptide catabolic process; proteolysis. Lineage: Eukaryota; Metazoa; Arthropoda; Insecta; Hymenoptera; Apidae. The record is from RefSeq and is a predicted model, not a curated record. Gene Ontology annotation, cellular component: cytoplasm; membrane. Gene Ontology annotation, molecular function: peptide binding; zinc ion binding; metalloaminopeptidase activity.